Molecule: messenger RNA, 4092 nt
Organism: Heterocephalus glaber (naked mole-rat)
Lineage: Eukaryota; Metazoa; Chordata; Mammalia; Rodentia; Bathyergidae
Gene: Esrrb
Product: estrogen related receptor beta
Biological process (GO): regulation of DNA-templated transcription
Cellular component (GO): nucleus
Molecular function (GO): zinc ion binding; nuclear steroid receptor activity; sequence-specific DNA binding
Source: RefSeq, a predicted model, not a curated record
AUGGACGUGUCCGAACUCUGCAUCCCGGACCCCCUCGGCUACCACAACCAGCUGCUGAACAGGAUGUCCGCAGACGACCGGCACCUGGGCUCCAGCUGUGGCUCCUUCAUCAAGACCGAGCCGUCCAGCCCAUCCUCGGGCAUUGAUGCCCUCAGCCACCACAGCCCCAGCGGCUCGUCGGACGCCAGCGGCGGCUUUGGCCUGGCCCUGGGCACCCACGCCAACGGGCUGGACUCGCCGCCUAUGUUCCCAGGCGCGGGGCUGGGAGGCACCCCGUGCCGCAAGAGCUACGAGGACUGUGGCAGCGGCAUCAUGGAGGACUCGGCCAUCAAGUGCGAGUACAUGCUCAACGCCAUCCCCAAGCGCCUGUGCCUCGUGUGCGGGGACAUUGCCUCUGGCUACCACUAUGGCGUGGCCUCCUGCGAGGCCUGCAAGGCCUUCUUCAAGAGAACCAUCCAAGGGAACAUCGAGUACAGCUGCCCAGCCACCAACGAGUGUGAGAUCACAAAGCGGAGGCGCAAGUCCUGCCAGGCCUGCCGCUUCAUGAAAUGCCUCAAAGUGGGGAUGCUGAAGGAGGGUGUGCGCCUUGACCGAGUGCGUGGAGGCCGCCAGAAAUACAAGCGACGGCUGGACUCUGAGAGCAGCCCAUACCUGAGCCUACAAAUUUCUCCACCUGCUAAAAAGCCAAUGACCAAGAUUGUCUCAUACCUACUGGUGGCUGAACCAGACAAGCUGUAUGCCAUGCCUCCUGCCGGCAUGCCUGAGGGGGACAUCAAGGCCCUGACCACCCUGUGUGACCUGGUGGACCGGGAGCUCGUGGUCAUCAUUGGCUGGGCCAAGCACAUCCCAGGCUUCUCAAAUCUCUCGCUGGGGGACCAGAUGAGCCUGCUGCAGAGCGCCUGGAUGGAGAUCCUCAUCCUGGGGAUCGUGUACCGCUCCCUGCCCUACGAUGACAAGCUGGUGUACGCUGAGGACUACAUCAUGGAUGAGGAGCACUCACGCCUGGCUGGGCUGCUGGAGCUCUACCGUGCCAUCCUGCAACUGGUGCGCAGGUACAAGAAGCUCAAGGUGGAGAAGGAGGAGUUUGUAACGCUCAAGGCCCUUGCUCUCGCCAACUCAGAUUCCAUGUACAUUGAGGACCCGGAGGCCGUGCAGAAGCUGCAGGACCUGCUGCACGAGGCACUGCAGGACUAUGAGCUGAGCCAGCGCCACGAGGAGCCUCGGAGGACGGGCAAGCUGCUGCUGACGUUGCCCCUGCUGCGGCAGACAGCCGCCAAGGCUGUGCAGCACUUCUACAGCGUCAAGCUGCAGGGCAAGGUGCCCAUGCACAAACUCUUCCUGGAGAUGCUGGAGGCCAAGGUCUGAUGGCCCAGCACACGGACUGACAGAUGGACGGACCAAUGCGGAGACUCACUGCCUCCAGCCUCGACCUCUGGCCCCUGUAUCGUCCCAGAGAAGGGACUUCCUGCCUCUGGGCUGUGUGUGCAGACUCCUGGGUGCAGGGGUCGGGGGCAGGGAUGGGAGGGCAGGGCGUGGGGCUCAUCUGUCACCUGCUUUUUCUUUGGUACAUUUUUCCUUCUCCAUGGGCAGCACUGAGGCCCGGGCCAGGGCUGACUCCCCUUGACACUGGAGACCACUGGAGGAAGCGCCCCUCUCCCUACCAGACCACCGAGAGGCAGCAUGUAUGCUUCCUGACGCGUCCCUGGUCUGAGCCUGGGUGGGCAGUGUUUGACACUCAGGACUCUGGGAACUCAUAUAGGUGCCACCUGGAGGAUCCUUCCACAGAGGCCGGGUCCUUAGGGGUCACCAGCAGCGGCUUCCAGGGGUCCUGUCUGCCCUGAGGUCCUCUGGACCCUCAGGUGCUCCUGUACCUCCCACUGUCCUCGUGGAUCCAUCCCUUCUCAGCCCCACACAUGCUCACCUCCCAGCCCGGUGCACCUUAGGGAGCAGUGGCAAGAGCUCCCGUGUUUCCCUGGGCACCCACCCCUCGGUGCUUCCUACUCACCUCCCACUGCUGCACCGAUGGCCACCUGUUCUCUCCUCUCCUCCCCCAGGAGGCCCUCCCCUACCUCAAGGCUUACUCAGACUGGGGCUUCAGCCAGCCGAAGUGUGUCCAGGCAGGGAGAUAGGGAUGUGCUGGCUCAGAAGAGUGGGUCCAGUCUGCUCCCCAGAAAACCUGGGGCCUGUGGGAAGUUCCAGGUCCCACCCCCCUCCAGGGAUGGGGGCUCUUGCUUGAGGCCAGCAGCCCUGGAAGAAUCCCAGCAGGAUAGAGAGGCCUGGCCACAGUGGGGUGCAGGGAAACUGCAAAGGGGACCAGGAGUCCAGCCUGCCUGGUCCUUGGCCUCUAGGACAGUGGGAUCCAGUGCCCUGGGGAGGGAAGGGCACUGACGGAAGGAAUAAGUGAGAGACUCCCUCUGCAAUCCAAAGAAGCAGGGCACAUCUGCCAAAGGAAGGAUGGCCUCCUGCCGCCCUCAGGCAGAGACAGCUCCCUGGGCCAGCCCUGGCAGGGUUCCCACAGUCUCUGGCUGCUCUGUAGGAUCACCACCAUCCAGUUCUCCCAAGGACUUCCCAGGUUUUCACGCAGGAUUCUGUAUCCCAGGAAACCCCUCAGCCCAGGUGCAUGGGACAGUUGCUUACCCUGCUGCUGUGGGUGGCUGCGAAGCCACUUCUCACCCACACUAGGGGCAGCUCUGACUCCCCAUCGGUGCUCAUGGGUUGGCAGCAUGGAGGACCCCUGGGCAUCAAGGCGGUUCAGUCCAUGAUGGAAAGUGCCCCUGCCAUCUUCUGAAGCAGGGAUCAGAGCAGCUGGGCCUGGGUCCUCAGUCCACACCCUGCUAGCCCAGCCUCCCCUCACCAGGAAAGACCAGCAGCUCUAGCCUGGCACUGGGGCAGCAGGCUCCUCUUGCAGGCUUUUCUGCUGGAAGCAGCUCUGCUGGUCUCCCUGGCCUGACACCCUGAGACCACCAGGCCUGACCCUCUGUGCUGGGAUUUGCCGAGGUCAUCCAGGCAGGAGGCUGACCAGACCGAGCCACUGCAGACCACAUGCCCAUGUCCUCAUGUAGAGAGUAGUAAGGAUUCUGAGAGAUCCCGUCCCUUUUACCUGUGGGAAGUCAGGUCUUGAGUCACCCAAUGAGUCCCUACUGGAGUCACCAUGUUGCCCUUUGUCUGAUCUGGUGGUCACACAUGUUCAACAUAGAGGUACCUUCUGGACCUUAGGAAACCCAGGCUAAACCGCAAGUCUAACAAUCCUUAGGGCCUGAUCUGAAGACUCCUGGUGAGACAAGUUGGGGUGUGAGCAUCUGGAGCAGAGGGGUAGGGGCCCGCUUCUUAGUGGGAGGCCAGAUGGGGGCCUCCAAAGGGAGAGCAGGGCACUGACCUAGUGGGAAUGGGGACAGAAGGAGAGUGAAGACCCAGCACCCCCAAACAGAACCCAAGUUUACCCCCUAGUCUGCCAUUUCUGGAAAAUCUGUAAAGAGGAAACAUCCCUUCUUAGUUGUACACUCAUGAUACAGGUCAUUUGAAACAAACCAGGAAAUAAAACAAAUCCAACCAUGGAGAAGGUGGUGCUGGCUGGAUUUUGUUUGGGUUCCCUUGUCCCGCUCCUCCCUCAAGGCUCCAGAUGGCUUUGUCAUGUGUGCAUUUGAUAGCAUCUUCAGUGUCUGCAUGUGGACGCUUUCGUGAUUUCCCAGGCUACAGUUUGAGUUAGAGGCUUGUCGAGAAGGCUUGGGGGGUGGGGUGACGGGCUGAGAGGAACAGGGGCACCCAUCUGUGCCAGGACACCUUUCCAGACUCCUCCCCAGCCAGAUAGGAGAAGUGACAAAGACUUAAUGGGCCCAGGGUCUGUGCCCACAGAACAGCACCAAAGAAAAGCACUGUGUGGAAAGAUGGCUUUAUUUUGUAAUGAUAAAACAACUGGAAUGGCUUCUUGAGAUGUAUAUAUUUUUUAAAUGGCAGCCCCUCAUUGCCGUGUCACCCCCUGUACGUAUUUCUACCCUGUAUAUGUUCCCCCAAGGACCCCCUGUAAAUCACACACCCUAGCUUCUUCCACCCCGGUUCCAUUCUGGUCCCAUGUAUCUGGAAUCUAAUAAAGGA